Gambusia affinis (western mosquitofish) is the source of this 3294-nucleotide messenger RNA. It is a transcript of the gene ano10a, whose product is annotated as anoctamin 10a. The record is from RefSeq and is a predicted model, not a curated record. The transcript has 14 exons. The coding region runs from base 129 to 2081 and encodes 650 amino acids. Gene Ontology annotation, cellular component: plasma membrane. Lineage: Eukaryota; Metazoa; Chordata; Actinopteri; Cyprinodontiformes; Poeciliidae. Gene Ontology annotation, molecular function: chloride channel activity. Gene Ontology annotation, biological process: chloride transmembrane transport.
UCAUCUGGGCGGAUAAAGGAAUACAUCCUUAACUGACAGCUGAGUUUUGCGGAAGUGGACAUUUAUGCUUCCAACCCUGCAAACUACCGAGGAGGAAUAAGGACUGUGGAGCUCCAGCUGAUGGGACAAUGCAGCAGUUAGGUGAUAGCAGCUCCCCCUCCUUCAACCCCCUAGUGGUGCUGGAGUUUGUGUCUGGCACCAAGGAGGAGGCCAUCGCCUGGCUGCUGAGCAGGAUCAGAGCCCCACAGGAGGCUGGAGGUUCUGGGUUACUGGUGGAGCAGCUGGGACCAGGAGUCGGCGCUGAGCAGAAGGACAACCCCAACCUGUUUCUGGUGGGGGCAUCCUGGGAGAGGCUGCUGUCUGGAGCUGAGGAUGUGGGCCUCUUCAAGGAGUACAGCGACGGCUCCAUGAGAGGCUUCACCUACGUCAACAGGCACAAUUUUAAAGACUUUCAAGGGGACGGAAACGGCUUCCUGAGCAUGGCUGAGUGUCAGUACAUCAUCAAACAUGAGCUGGAGACUCUGAGAGCCAAAGAUGAGACUCACGUACCCGGAUACAGCAACGCCAAGCUUUAUCCAGGGAAAUCUAUCAUACGCAGAUUGCUGUCCAAAGGAAUCCUGAUCCAGAUGUUUCCACUACACCACAAAGAAGAACUGAAAAGACUCUCCUUUUCUUGGUAUAAAAAAAUCAAGCUGUCCCUUCAGCCUCUAGAUGAAAUCAGACACUACUAUGGUGAGGGCCAGGCGCUGUACUUUGGCUUCCUAGAGUACUUCACCUUUGCCCUGGUGCCUAUGGCUCUGUUAGGAGUGCCUUACUACAUGUUUGACUGGGAGGAUUAUGAUAAAUAUGUAGCCUUUGCUGUUUUCAACGUGGUCUGGUGCACAAUUAUUCUGGAGCUGUGGAAGCGAUCCAGUGCCACACUGGCCUACCACUGGGGCACGCUAAGCAGGAAGAAGGCCUUCGAAGAACCUCGCCCUGGGUUCCACGGCGUCCUCGGGUACAACCCCGUGACAGCUCGGGAGGAGCCUCUGUACCCCAACUCCAAGCGCCUGCUGAGAAUCUACCUGGUGUCGCUGCCCUUCGUCCUGCUCUGUCUCUACCUCUCUCUGUACGUCAUGAUGAUCUACUUCCAGAUGGAAGGCUGGGCGCUGUACGUCCAUGACCAGCACCCUUCGUUCUGGACAGGAGUGCUCCUUUACAUCCCCAGUAUUAUCUACGCCGUGGUGAUAGAGGCCAUGAACCUCGUUUAUAGAUACGCUGCUGAGUUCCUCACAGAAUGGGAAAAUCACCGCCUGGAGUCUUCAUAUCAGAACCACUUGGUCCUUAAAGUUCUUGUUUUUAACUUCUUCAACUGUUUCGCCUCGCUGUUCUACAUCGCAUUUGCAAUGCAGGACAUGGUGCUGCUCAGUCAGAGUCUGGCCACCUUACUGAUCACCAGUCAGAUCUUGAAUCAGUUCAUGGAGGCCUUCUUGCCUUACUGGCUGCAGAGGAGACGCAACAAGAAGAUGAUUCGCAAAGUUCAGAAGAGAAAAAUUCCUGGGGACAAAGAGCUCCCUCUAGCGGAGCAGGUCCGCCUGGAGGCCGAUAUGAGCGCGUACUUGGGAACAUUUGACGACUACCUGGAGCUCUUUCUGCUCUUCGGCUACGUCAGCCUGUUCUCCUGCGUCUACCCGCUGGCUGCCGUCCUGGUGGUGUUGAACAACGUCACAGAGGUUUACUCCGACGCCUUCAAGAUGUGUCACGUGUUCAAAAGACCCUUCGCUGACCCGGCUGCAGACAUCGGAGUCUGGCAGCUCGCCUUUGAGACCAUGAGUGUGAUUGCUGUUGUGACCAACUGUGCGCUCAUUGGCAUGUCUCCACAAGUCAAAGCAUACUUCCCUGAGUCCGAGACCCAGCUCAUCCUCUGGACGGUGGCCAUCGAGCAUGGACUGCUGGCUUUCAAGUUCAUCCUGACGUUCCUUAUCCCAGAUGUUCCCAAACACAUCCAGAUCAAACUGUCCCGGCUUGAGUUCGAGUCACUGGAGGCUCUGAAGAAGAAGAAAAUGCUGGAAGGCGCGGAGUUCAGGAAGAGCGUCCAGUGAGGAGAGGAGGACCAGCAGACUCUGACGACCCACACUCCCUUUUUGUUUGCUUUUCAAAACCCCAUCUUUGUUAUUAUGCACCGUGAAAAUAUGGUUUACUAUUAGUGGAGCAGACGUGUCUGAACACUGAAACGGGUUCUGGGUUUGGGGUGAUGGACGACUAGAAACAUGUUGGGAUGAAUGAGCUGCUGUUCAAGUUCUCUGCAGAUAUGAUGGACUGUAAAACAUAUUUAGUUAUUCCAAAGAGUGUUGAUGAAAAUAACUGCUUUGGUGUUCUCAUGUUCAGCCACUGAAGUCACUUUGGGUUCAGUCAGCAUUUUGGUUCAGAACAGUACAAAGUAACAUGUUCUAAUUAUAAAUGUGUUAAAGACUGCAAGGUGUGUGGUCACCUGAUUGGCUGACAACACCACCCCGAAAUGUAUGGAAGCAAACAAAGGCCAAAAAGAUGCAACCACUGAAAGCAAUAUCAGAUUUGAGUUUAAAAUCUGAACCGGAUCCACCUGGGAUUGGAUUUAUCCGGACUGUUCCAUGCAGAUACUUCGGUUUUUCUUUGUUCCCGUAAACACGAUCACAGCAGAAUGCCAUAUAAUGACAGCAUGUGUUAAAUCAUGAGUUCUUCACAUCCACGGUAGGAACACACACACACGGCAGCAUGUGAGGGCCAUUGUUGAGGGCUGACAAAAACAGUUUGAAAAUAAUCUCAGGAAUUUUCUAGGCAAAAUACAGAGCUCCAAAAGUUAAAAUUUUGGGAGAAAAAACUGACAAUUUAAGAUUAAUCUCAGAAAUCUUCUAAAAAUAACAUGGAAAUUUCUGAGUUUGACAAGCCUACAAUUUGCUACAAAAAAAACCCCUAAAAUUUUGAAAUUAAUCUUAAUUCAAAAGUUGAAAAUGGUAAACCUUUGAAACUGAACAUUUCUAGGUUGUCAGAAAAAAAAACAAAAAAACACUGUAGCAAAUUUUUUACUUUCAAACUCCUUAAACUAUUCCAGAGAAACCAAUGAAAUUUCUGAGUUUUUUGGUUGAAAUGUACUCUUUUAUUUUUCUUUCUACAGUGGCCCUGAUACGCCGUCAUACACAAAAGUUGAAGUGCACUCCUGUAGCCUCCUGGUGCCUUAGUUUCCUGCUGUUUAUUCUAUAAAAUGUACCAAAGCUGCAGCAGCAGGUUGCUCUGGAUCAGCCUUGGCUUCAAUAAACUAAUAAACCUGGAACUUAA